AUAGCACUAAUGUUUGCUCGAGCUAUUGCACCUGUCCGGGAUGGUCUCGCCAAACAUUGGUCGACUCAAAAAGACGGCGCAAUCCCGCGGGGCACUUUCUCACGCUUCAUGAAGCGUCAUCGCUUCGAAUCGAUCAUGCAGUUCCUACACUUCAACAACAAC
Molecule: messenger RNA, 162 nt
Organism: Phytophthora sojae
Lineage: Eukaryota; Oomycota; Peronosporomycetes; Peronosporales; Peronosporaceae
Exons: 1
Source: RefSeq, a predicted model, not a curated record